Molecule: messenger RNA, 1605 nt
Organism: Alternaria incomplexa
Lineage: Eukaryota; Fungi; Ascomycota; Dothideomycetes; Pleosporales; Pleosporaceae
Exons: 4
Coding region: 1-1605 (534 amino acids)
Biological process (GO): transmembrane transport
Cellular component (GO): membrane
Molecular function (GO): transmembrane transporter activity
Source: RefSeq, a predicted model, not a curated record
AUGUCGACGCAGCCGAAUACCACGAAAUGCGACGACAAAACACCGACCAUGUCAAAAGACAUGGAGGUUCAGCUCAGCAGCAUGGACGCGAACUCUCUUCACAAGCAUGAAAGCGCUAUUGUGGGUGAAGUUGAAGACCUCGAUGAAGCAAACCUGUUCCUAAGGCAACAUAAUAUCACACCGGAGUACAUGGCUGAGCUCCUUGAAGACGACAUAGCCAACAAGCGCGUUUCCAGGAAAGUCGACCUGUUGCUGUUACCACUACUAUGUGGAACCUACUUCCUCCAGUACAUCGACAAGCAAGCAAUGGGCUACUCCGCCGUCUUCGAUCUUUUCGAGACUACUGGCAUCACUGGUGAUCAGUACUCCUGGCUGGCGUCGAUCUUCUACUUUGCCUACUUGCUCGCUGAAUGGCCAUCAGCAUACCUUGCGCAGCACUUUCCAACCGGCCGAGUGGUGUCGCUCUUCUGCUUCUGUUGGGGCUCCAUUAUGCUACUUACAGCUGCUACCCACAACUUCGCGGGCUUCGCUGUCAUGCGCUUCCUCUUGGGUGUCUUCGAGAGUGUUGUGACGCCCGCGUUUAUGAUGAUCGUCGGAAUGUGGUACGUAGGAAAACAACAACCCGCAAGGGCGGGUACGUUCUACUGCUUCAACGGCCUCGGUAGUGCCGUCGGGGGCAUCCUGUUCUACGGCGCCGGAUAUGCGAAGAGCUUCGUCGUCUGGAAGAUCAUAUACAUCAUCUGUGGAGGUAUGACCGUCUUAUGGUCUGUAGUCCUCUUCUUCAGGUUGCCGGACAACAUCAUGACAGCCAAGAGCUUUUCUGUCGAAGAGAAGGCUCUCCUGAUCGCGCGCGCCGCUAGCAAUCGCACCGGAGUGUACAAUCGCAAAAUCAAGCUGCCUCAGGUCUGGGAGGCCUUGAUGGACCCGCAAAUCUGGAUACUCUUUCUGUUUGUCACGCUCAACGAAAUGAUCAACGGUGGCACUGCGAACUUCGGCAAGCUCAUUGUCAAGGACGCAGCGGGAGGUGAUCCACUAAAGACAACACUGUAUGGCAUCCCGCAGGGCUUCGCUCAAGUGUUCUGGGUUUUCACAGGCCCUUUUCUCGCCUCUCGACUGCCGAACGCGCGCACAUACAUUAUGGCUCUUUACCUCUGUCCAACGAUCAUCGGCGCAUGUCUGAUCUGGCAACUUCCACGCACUAAUCUGGCUGGGUGUUUGGCGGGUUAUUACAUGAUUGGCGCCUUUGUUGGCUCUCUGGUGAUUGCGCUUCAAUUUCCGGCAUCAAACGUAGGCGGCUACACCAAGCGUACUACUAGCACAGCUUUCGUCUUUCUGGGUUAUUGUGUUGGUAACAUCAUCGGUCCACAAGCCUUCUUGGCGAAGGAAGCCCCAAAAUACGAGACCGGUGUGAAGAUGAUCUUGGGAUGCGCAGUCUCUCAAGUUGUGCUAGCGCUCUGCCUGCGAGCCCUGCUCUUACGGCGGAACGCCCAACGCGAUCGCGAAGAAGCGGAGAGCUCACAUGCUCAAGGCAUGAAUUCGAGCGAUGUGGAUUCCAUUGAGGAUACUACCGACUUCCACAACAGGAAGUUUCGGUAUAGUGUAUAA